Durotheca rogersii is the source of this 4189-nucleotide messenger RNA. RefSeq names its product Coatomer, alpha subunit. Bases 84 to 3752 code for a protein of 1222 amino acids. Gene Ontology annotation, biological process: intra-Golgi vesicle-mediated transport; endoplasmic reticulum to Golgi vesicle-mediated transport; retrograde vesicle-mediated transport, Golgi to endoplasmic reticulum. The transcript has 6 exons. Gene Ontology annotation, molecular function: structural molecule activity; protein binding. Gene Ontology annotation, cellular component: COPI vesicle coat. The record is from RefSeq and is a predicted model, not a curated record. NCBI's taxonomy places the organism in Eukaryota, Fungi, Ascomycota, Sordariomycetes, Xylariales, Xylariaceae.
CCACCGACCACCCUUCGCUACCUCUGCCUCCUCUAUUCAUGACCCAAGCCUAGGGGCUUCCCGCUGCCUCCCUCCUCGUCAGAAUGCAGGCCUCCUCGGGGAUGCUAACAAAAUUCGAGUCGAAGUCUUCGCGAGCGAAAGGCAUCGCCUUUCACCCCAAGAGGCCAUGGAUCCUCGUUUCCCUCCACUCUUCCACUAUACAGCUAUGGGAUUACCGCAUGGGAACCCUUAUUGAUCGCUUCGAAGAACACGAUGGGCCUGUGCGAGGCAUCGAUUUCCACAAGACGCAACCGCUCUUCGUCUCUGGAGGCGACGACUAUAAGAUCAAGGUCUGGUCCUACCAGACUAGGCGAUGUCUGUUCACCCUGAACGGACACCUGGAUUAUGUGCGAACCGUUUUUUUCCACCACGAGUUGCCGUGGAUCAUAUCAGCUUCGGACGACCAGACGAUCCGGAUAUGGAACUGGCAAAAUCGCUCGCUAAUUUGUACUAUGACCGGCCAUAAUCACUACGUAAUGUGCGCCCAGUUCCAUCCCAAGGACGACCUAGUGGUAUCCGCCUCUCUCGACCAGUCCGUUCGCGUCUGGGAUAUAUCUGGCUUGAGGAAGAAGCACUCGGCUCCGACUUCCAUGUCCUUCGAGGACCAGGUCGCCCGAUCGAAUGCGCAGCAGACUGACAUGUUCGGUAAUACCGAUGCGAUGGUUAAGUUCGUGCUGGAGGGCCACGAUCGCGGUGUGAAUUGGGUGGCCUUCCAUCCAACUGCCCCGCAUAUCGUAUCGGCUGGUGACGAUCGCCUCAUAAAGCUGUGGCGAUUUAGCGAAACCAAGGCUUGGGAGGUUGACACAUGUCGCGGUCACUUCCAGAACGCUUCUGGCUGCCUGUUCCACCCCCACCAGGACCUCAUCCUGUCAUGCGGCGAGGACAAGACGAUCCGGGUGUGGGACUCGCAGAAGCGUACUGCUGUUCAGUCUUUCAAGAGGGAAAAUGAUCGUUUCUGGGUGAUAGCGGCACACCCGGAGAUUAACUUGUUCGCCGCCGGCCACGACAACGGUGUGAUGGUGUUUAAGCUGGAAAGAGAACGUCCGGCGUCGACUGUUCACCAGAACUCUCUCUUCUUCGUUACCAAAGAGAAGCAUGUUCGGUCUUAUGACUUCCAGAAGAACACCGAAAGUCCGACAUUGCUGUCUCUGAAGCGGCUCGGGAGCGCCUGGGUACCCCCCCGAACGCUAUCGUAUAACCCUGCCGAGCGCUCCGUCUUGGUUACGUCGCCCACCGAUGGCGGUUCCUACGAACUGAUCAGUCUCCCUCGGGAUGGUUCCGGCGCAUUGGAUGCCACCGACUCGAAGCGCGGGCAAGGGAAUUCGGCCAUUUUCGUCGCCCGAAACCGAUUUGCCGUCCUGAACACUGCUACGCAGACCAUCGAUAUUAAAGAUCUCUCUAACAAUACGGCGCGAUCCUUCAAGCCUCCCAUCGGGACCACCGACAUCUACUUCGGCGGCACCGGGAACCUGCUCAUCAUCACCCCUACUGCCGUUCACCUCUAUGACAUCCAACAAAAGAAGACUAUCUCCGAGCUGGCCGUGAAUGGCGUCAAAUAUGUUAUUUGGUCUAACGACGGCCUUCAUGCGGCGCUCUUGAGCAAGCAUAACGUCACUAUCGUUACCAAGGCGCUCGAACAGGUGAGCACGCUGCACGAGACUAUUCGAAUCAAGAGCGCGGCUUGGGAUGACGCGGGAGUUCUGUUAUAUUCUACCCUGAAUCACGUCAAGUAUACCCUCAUGAACGGCGACAAUGGUAUCGUCAGGACCCUGGAUCAGACGGUCUAUCUUGUGAGAGUCAAGGGACGGAAUGUUUACUGCCUUGAUCGAGCUGCUAAGCCUAGGGUUCUCCAUAUCGACCCAACGGAAUAUCGGUUCAAGCUGUCGUUGGUCAAGCGCAACUACGAAGAGAUGCUUCAUAUCAUACGCACUUCGAGUUUGGUUGGGCAAUCUAUCAUCUCGUACCUCCAGAAGAAGGGAUACCCGGAGAUUGCGUUGCAGUUUGUGCAAGACCCGACCACUCGAUUCGAACUUGCUAUCGAGUGCGGUAACCUCGAUGUAGCUGUGGAGAUGGCCAAGGAAUUGGACCGACCCAAGCUCUGGACGAGAUUAGGCGCUGAGGCCUUGGCGCAUGGAAACCACCAAGUCGUGGAGAUGGCUUACCAGAAGCUAAAACAGUUCGAUAAACUCUCGUUUCUUUACCUCUCAACUGGCGAUCACUCGAAGCUGGCGAGAAUGGCCAAGAUUGCCGAGCACCGAGGCGACUUCUCGGCCAGGUUUCAAAACGCACUGUACCUGGGCGAGGUCGAAGACAGGAUACAAAUGCUCAAAGAAAUUGAUCUAUACCCUCUGGCAUACAUGACGGCUAAAGCCCAUGGCCUCGAGGAAGAGAGUCAAUCCAUCUUAGAGGCUUCCGGCAUCACCGAGGAUCAACUGACGUUACCUAAGUUUGGCGAUGCCUUAGCACCUCCGAAGCCGGUUGUGCCGACUCACCAGGCGAAUUGGCCCACUAAGGCAACUUCACAAUCCUUCUUCGAGAAAGCGCUCGCUAGUCAGCUAGAAGGCAUCAGCCUUGAGGAGGAGCCCGUCGCGGCAGCUAGCGGUUUUGGUCUCGAUGAGGCAGCCGAUGAAGAUGUUGGGGCCAAACGAAGUGGCGCUUUGGAAGCUGAUGACGAUGAAGACGCAGCCGGGUGGGAUAUGGGCGAAGAUAUCGCCCCGGAAGCUGAUAGCGACUUUGUUAAUGUCGAGAGCACGGACGCCGGAGGUGCUGGCAGCAGCGAGGCUGACUUGUGGGCUCGCAACUCACCAUUAGCCGCCGAUCACAUUGCUGCGGGCUCGUUCGAGUCCGCUAUGAACCUACUAAACCGACAGGUCGGCGCUGUUAAUUUUGCCCCCCUCAAGCCACGUUUCCUAGAGAUCUACUCGGCCUCGAGGACUUUUCUACCCGCUUCCGUCGGUCUACCACCUCUAGUCAACUAUGUGCGCCGAACAUUGGAUGAGGUAGAUCUUAGGAAGGUUCUUCCCCUAAUCCCACGAGAUAUCGAGCACCUUGCCACCGGGGACCUCCACAAGGGGUAUGAGUCGAUGAAGGCGAACAGACUUGAGGAGGGCGUGCAGAUCUUCAAGGGUAUACUGCAUGCCAUGCUCGCCAACACUGUCUCCAGUGAGAGCGAGGUAGCCGAAGCCAAGAAGCUUAUCACCUCAGCGAGUGAAUACACCGUGGCCAUGUCAAUCGAGCUCGCGCGAAGGAGACUCGGUCCUCAGGAUGCGGUCAAUGGUGACCCCCAGCUUCUCAAGCGAAGCCUCGAGCUGUCGGCAUACUUCACGAUCCCUAAGAUAGAAGUCCCUCACCGACAACUUGCUCUCCUGAACGCUAUGAACCUGGCAUCGAGGAGCAAGAACUACAGCUCAGCCCUGAGCUUUGCGAACCGUAUCCUAGCCAACGGCGGGGCUAACAGAAUACUUGAAAGUGCUCGGAGGAUAAAGGCUCAAUGCGAGCGGAAUCCGCACGACGCAGUUGAGAUCGAAUAUGACCAGUUCGCCGAGUUCGAGAUCUGCGCGGCUAGCUAUACCCCUAUUUACAGCGGUACAGCGUACGAAGAGUGUGCAUUCGACGGAUCGAGGUACCAUACGAAGUACAAGGGCACCAUCUGCGCCGUCUGCGAGGUCUGUGAAGUCGGAAAACACGGAAGCGGCCUCAAGCUAUUUGCUUAAAUUCGUGACGGAGUUGGGGAAGAUAAUAUCUGUCGGUCCAUUACUUGUUUGGGUCGGACGAUUUACGAAAUAACAAGAGCAUACACUGUUGUAGCCAAGAGGGGGUGGGGGUGAAAACACCAUUCUAGAACCUGGAACGGAAAAUACGGGGGGGACGAGUUAUACGAAACAACGUAUUCGCGCCGUCGUUGACGAUGGUGAUUCGAAUGAGUAGUCGAUAGUCAUAGUAGCAGUGGCAGUGUAUGGAACGACAUGGUGUGAUGACUUACUGCCACUAGGAAUGUGAUGACCACAAAAAUGAGGGUCCUUCAUCCUUUAUAGAUUAUACGAAUAUUUACGAGUGGGAGCCGUGAGAAAGGCAUACUGCUAGGGGCUGAGGAAGACGAAGAUAAAUCGUGAUGCUUGCCUAAAUAAAACUUACUUGACACCGUGGUGCC